Molecule: messenger RNA, 2797 nt
Organism: Hypoxylon trugodes
Lineage: Eukaryota; Fungi; Ascomycota; Sordariomycetes; Xylariales; Hypoxylaceae
Product: fungal-specific transcription factor domain-containing protein
Exons: 3
Coding region: 149-2488 (779 amino acids)
Biological process (GO): DNA-templated transcription; positive regulation of transcription from RNA polymerase II promoter by galactose
Cellular component (GO): nucleus
Molecular function (GO): DNA-binding transcription factor activity, RNA polymerase II-specific; RNA polymerase II cis-regulatory region sequence-specific DNA binding; zinc ion binding
Source: RefSeq, a predicted model, not a curated record
GACGGUCCUCCCCACAUCCCCCCGGAUUACUAUAUCUAUUUUGAAACUUAUAUCACUUCACUCAAGCUUACUCUUACAUCACUUCUACAUCUCAUCGUCGACGACUUAUACGGACUUGAACAGGACACACAUAAGUACUUCAGCCAAGAUGGCACCAAGUAUACCAAUUCCCACCCAAGGUGGCAUGUUUCACACUUUCCAAGGAGUUACUCCUAGGAAACAAUCUACAGAUUCUACAGAGAGUGCCAAGACGAACGGCAACGGCACAGCCAAGCGUAUUACCACACCUCAUGCAUGCGCUGAAUGCAAACGCAGGAAGAUUCGAUGUGAUGGCCAACAGCCAUGCGGUCAGUGUCUUUCCAGCCGCGCUCCUAAGCGAUGCUUCUAUGACAAGCACCGCCAAAGAGUGAUCCCAUCGAGAAAAACUCUCGAGGCCCUGUCACAGUCUCUAGAGGAAUGCCGCUCGAUUCUCAAGCGACUUUUUCCCAACCAUGAGGUUCAGUCUCUUCUACCACUUCCUCGUCAGGAGCUACUCAACCUCCUCGACCGACCACAAGUAGAUACCACUACAGCACUUCCCUCGCCACCUCUACAUACUUCUCCCAUUCCUGGCGAUAUUGGAUCGCCUACUCUAUCCGGCUCUGAGCAGGGUCUUUCCAGCUUAGAGCAAAUACCGUCCCGAGACAUCGAAUGGGAUGAGGAACGACGAGGACGAGAUCCUAUCCCCGUUGAGGCCGACGACGUAAAUGCUCUCUCCCUGUCAGUUGAUCGCCAAGCUUCAUAUUUGGGCGCCUCGUCUAUUAAGGCGGCGCUUAUGGUGAUGCUAAAAGUACAACCCGGUCUCCGAAGCUCUCUUACCCCACCACUCAACAGCUGCGAAAUGGCACACAAUCUCCCGAUCAUGCGGCAAAAAGUCACAAAUCCCAAGGAACCUCAACGAGUACCAUGGUCAUGGAAGGGCCAAACACUCAUCGAUGCGUACUUCAAGCGAGUACACGUUUUCGUUCCUAUGCUAGAUGAGGCCUCUUUCCGAGCCGAUUAUCUUGAAGGACAACGAUUCGACGCUCCCUGGCUUGCGCUUCUUAACAUGGUUUUCGCUAUGGGAUGCAUCGCGGCUCUAAAAUCCGAUGAUUACAACCACUUAAAUUACUACAGCCGUGCUAUGGAAUACCUCCCUAUGGACUCUUUUGGUAGCAGCCACAUCGAAACCGUUCAGGCCCUUGCCCUGAUUGGUGGAUACUACCUACACUACAUUAACCGACCGAAUAUGGCUAACGCUGUCAUCGGUGCUGCUAUUAGAAUGGCCAGCGCUCUUGGCCUCCACCGCGAAAGCCUCGCCCAUGGUCCCGCUGGUACGAGCAAGGAGAUCGCUGCCGCAGAGACUAGGAGACGUACCUGGUGGAGCUUAUUCUGCCUCGACACUUGGGCCACUACUACCAUGGGCCGUCCCUCAUUCGGCCGCUGGGGUCCUGCCAUCAACAUCCGUCCCCCAGAGACCGGCGUCAACACUGGUCGCGAUUCCGCUCAACACGCUGGUAUCCUGCCACUGGUUGAGAACAUCAAAUUCUGCAAAAUUGCCACUGCUAUCCAAGACAUGCUCGCAAUUUCACCUUUACUCCGUGCCGAGGACCGAUGCAACCUAGAUGGUCAACUGGUCAAUUGGUUCAGCAGCCUACCUUGGCUCCUACGCACUAGCGACCCCUGCGCCGAACCCCUCUACAUCGCCCGCUGCAUCAUGAAGUGGCGAUACCAAAACCUGCGUAUGCUUCUGCACCGCCCCGUCCUCCUAAACCUAGCCAGCAGCGGCGCCUCCCACGCAGCCGAGCACGAUAUCGCGGCUAUCGAAGCCUGCCGCGACCUAGCUAAGCAGACUAUUGAGGAUAUUUCGCGCGAGUGGUCGCGCAACCAAAUGUCUGGCUGGAACGCAGUUUGGUUCCUAUACCAAGCCGCCAUGAUCCCGCUUGUCUCUAUCUUCUGGCAAUGGGACAGCCCGCGCGUGCCUGACUGGCAGAAGCAGAUUGAGACUAUUCUUGAAUUGCUUGAGGCUAUGGAAGAUUGGUCACUAGCUGCACGCCGCUCGCGCGAGGUUGUCUGGCGCAUGUACGAGGCUUCCCGCCAACUCGAGCCUACCCUGUUACGACAACAGCAACAGCAAAGCCCGAUGCAAAGGCUACAAGUCGUAACCACAGAGCACGGUGGCGUUAUGAACCCCCUUGGUGAUGGUUCCGAGUUACACAUGUCACCUAUUGGCCUCGAACCCGAGGGUUAUGGCGGCAUGAUGGGUAUGCUAGACCAGCAUGGCCUCUGGGAUCUCGACGGCAUGCUCUGGGGCGCGCCUGAUGAGAUGGAGUGGGCGCAGCAGCACUUCGGCAAUAACGCUGGGCCUGGAAAUAUGCAUGAUGGUACGCCUGGCGGAAGCUGUGGCGGCCUCAUGGGCCAGCUUGGCGCUUACGGGAUUGAUAGCUCGGCGUUUUCUUUCGUUCACUGAUUACUUUACUCUUUUGGGGGUGAUUAUGUCAAGUCAUGUUAUGUUACGUUGUUGUUGUUGUUGUGUACCUAUAUGUGUGUUGUGUAUGAACAGACAGAUACGCAUGGCUACGCGGCUAUACUACUUGUUACGAUGAUAUUUCUGAUUUUUUUUUUAUUUCGGUUCUUUGCGUCUUAGGGAUCUACGGGAUGAAGAACGAAGAGAAGAAGAAAAAAAUCAUUUUUUUCUGAUCACCUUUUUUUUUUACUUGGGUGGUGGUGUUUUUUUCCGCAUUUGUUCUCUUCUUUUUUUAGGGGUCCAUGAUCGUCG